Molecule: messenger RNA, 1923 nt
Organism: Puccinia graminis f. sp. tritici CRL 75-36-700-3
Lineage: Eukaryota; Fungi; Basidiomycota; Pucciniomycetes; Pucciniales; Pucciniaceae
Exons: 6
Coding region: 337-1377 (346 amino acids)
Source: RefSeq, a predicted model, not a curated record
CCAUCGGGCCUGAAAGUUUUCUCUGUGGGUUGCUGUUUGAUCACCAGGCAACGAUAGGAGCGCGGAAAGCAUUUCAUAUUCUUCUUCUCUCGCCGCUUCGACCCCGGUGAAACUUUUUUGAGAAUACCCUUCCACCUAAAAAGUCAGCUUAUCAUAGUAGCCAGCCAAGUCACAUCUCGAACUGCGCACAGGUUCCAUUCACUUCUUUCCUCUUGCGCCAUUGUUUCUGUCGCCAAAGAAGAACCCAAACUGACAUUCUAUAGCCCCGAACUGUUACGGACUGCUAUCGUCGUGUUGUGAUAAAUAUUGAUACCAUACCUGGGAAAGGCUACCGCGAUGAUGAACCAAGAUUACGCAAGAGAGCGAUCUCGAUCACCCUUCCGGCCCGGUAGUGCUUACAGUCAUCAUAGUCAUCACAGCCGCAGUUCAUCACCGGCACUCGCUGGGGCAUGGAGGAACGAAGCAUUGUCUCCUGCAAACAGCUAUGUUGAUGAUUAUUAUAACCCAAACGCCUACGAUCAUGAUCUCUAUAGAAACUACUAUGGGGUUGAAGAUGAUUACUACGGCGCCUAUGGAGAUCUCUUAGACUACGAGGAAAAUCUACGAUUGGCGGCUGAUUUGGAUGAAACCGAACGAUUGAGACGGUGGCGAGAUCGAUUGGCUUUCGAAGAAUUAGCCGAAUCGGAAAGGUUGAGAAGAUAUGAACUGAUGGCCGAGGAAGAGAGACUUCGAUUGGGAUUGAUCGGUAGCUCUUGGUGGGCUCGACGCUAUGGACAUCAUCACUCUCACAACGGCCGUCACACGCCUUCGCUCACUGGAGGUUGGAAGAAUUACUAUGGGAACCGGUUGAGAAGAUGGAGCUCGAAGCGGAUGCCAUUGUCAUCGCCAUUGGCCUCCCGAUUUGAAAGGAUCUGGUACAAUCCGAAUUCCUCCCGUCGCAGACUUUCGAAUGCAGCAGUCAUGAACUCGAAAUUGGAGCUGUUGAAUCAAGAGCAGAUGAGAUUAUCGAACGAAUUGAUCCGGAUCAGAGAGGAGACUAGAAUGAGAGAGAUGGAGAUCCAAAGAGAGCAAAACCGGAUCGAGCAAGAGAUCUUAUUGGAGAGAGAACGAAUCAAGGAAAAUUUAUAUAGGGUCCAGAAAGCUCAACAGGAGCAGGUUGAAAGAGAAAUCAUAGAGAGGAAUCGUGUGGAGCAGGAAAUGUAUCGUGAAUCUCUACGCAACUUGGAGAACCAACGCCAAAUGGUCGAUAUCGAACGCCAACGAAUCCAAAACCAACAUUUGAGAAACCAGGUUGUUUCUGAUCUCCAAUCCCAGGAGCAGGAGUUACGCCUACGAAGAGAGCUCGAACUAGCGGGUAGUGGUCUCUACAAAUAUUAGUACUUCAAGCUUCUUGUUUCCUUGGAUGUGGAAACUUAACUUCUCCUCUUCAGCCUUUAUUUAUCCCGCGUGUUCUAUUUUUUUUUCCUCUCAUUCAUCCUACUUCUUUGAUUUCUCAAGAGCGCAAUCCGAGAGCACGAUCUUGAACACCAACCAAAUAUCAAAUAUAAAACAAAUAUAAAAUAACAAAAGCCAUACCUCAAUAAGAAACCACCAAGUACAACUGUCCAUUUGUGAUUCGAUUUCCUGUCCGUUUCUGUGGUUUUAUCAAAGACUAAUCAAAAUAGCGAAAACCCAUCCAGCUUCCAAAAUCAGUUCCAAGAAAAAAACCUCUUAAAAACACGCAAGCCUGAUGACUGUGUUGAGUUGCUUGUAUAAUUCUCGAAGAAAGUCAUUUCGCAUGUUUUGUUGACUCGAUUCAUUCAUACGUUUCUUCAUCAUUGUUUGUGUGUAGUUAUGUACAACAAAUCAUCAACACAAGGUUGCCCAAGUGGAAAUUUACUUAUCUCAACAGCAAUCCCAUAACAAUCAAAUUUAUUCAAUCAA